AUGAGUUCGUCAAACAACCGAGACUCGCCACUACCUUUAUUGAAGACGUGCCAGACAUGUUUUUCAUUGAAGAUUCGAUGUUCGAAAACUCAGGACUCCGACUCUUGCGAUCGAUGCUUGAGGCUCGGCAAGACGUGUAUCUUCAACCAAGCUAGGCGUCGCCAGAAUGUAAAUCGCCAAAGAGAAAGAUUGGAUGUCAGAUCCAAGUCCGAGCAAUCAUCCAAGUCGCCAACAAGUCCUUAUGAAAAAGCAUCUUCGAGCAGCAAAGUGCAGGAUAUCUUCAAUCAGAAUGCAUCAUUUGACCCAUUUGAACGAGGAAUCAUAACCUUCGAAGCUGCUAGAGACUUGCUCGACUGCUACAGGACCCGAAUGAUCCCAUACUUUCCUUUUGUCCUCUUUCGAAAUGACGUAUCUGUUGAGGAGUUGAACGCAGAACGCCCUUUUGCUUGUCUGGCUGCCCUAGCCGCAGCUUCACAUGCCGAUGUCCCCGCCCAAAAAGCACUUGGUUACUUAUUCAAGCAGAUCGUUGCCGCAAAGAUGGUGGAAGGCGAUUUCUGUCAACUGGAUCUACUGCAGGGACUCCUGAUUAAUCUUGCAUGGGCACACUAUCAAGCCAAGCCAAAGAGAUAUAUACAGCAUCUCCAUCUUGCUACUAGUAUAAUCAGUGAUCUGAGACUUGAUAAACCUCGAAGACCAAAGUUAUGGAGUGCCGAGGGCGGGAAAGAUAAGAACAAGCCAGACUGGGGACCCGAUGAGAUGAGAGCUCUCGCAGGGACUUAUUACUUAUCUUCAAGUUCGUCUAUUAUUCUCCAGAAAACACGCCAAUUCUUCUAUACGCCAUACAUAACUGCUUGUUGCGAGCAUCUUGCAUCUUGGAACGAAUACCCGAUGGAUAAAUAUCUUCCGUACAUGAUUACAGUGCAAACGCUCAUCGAAGGAGUUGAAGAUCUUGUCAACAACACAUUGUCUACUAACAACGGUCUGCAUUUCUUUUCUGGGUGUCAGGAAAUCUCACAGAAGUGUACCGAAAUCAAGGAAACGCUUCCUUUCCCUUUGAGCGAAAGCCCACCUCUACUUCUCCAGAUACAUAUUCUAGAGCUUUUACUCAGCCAAUCAUCGCCGAGAGGAACAUCCUUCGGUCUAGACAAGUUCAACAAUCAAUUUGAACACGAAAGCUCGCUCAUAGACUGGCUGUCGGCAAGCAUGUCAGCCGCUCGCUCUCUCAUCAGUGUGAUUCUCGUCAUGCCGCAAGGUGAAGAGAUGUACAUGUCGAACAUGGGCUGGAUCAUGAUGAACUGCGGCCUAAACCUUGCUGUUCGCCUUGAUCUCGUCGCUGCUAGAGGCAGCAUAUCUGGAUCUAUGCAACACCUUCGUCGGUUCUUAGAUAUGAGGCAUACCCUUCGCCAACUAGUCCUGCGGUUCGAGGCCACGCCAGGUCAAGAUGCGCCAGCAGACCAUCCGUUCAAUGCUCUUGCAAAGCGAAUACGUCGGCUUGAGAAUUGGUACCUGUCGCAGGCGGAGCACCAGACACCAGAUUCAUCAGUCUCUAUAAGUCCAUCUGUCAAUGACCAGUCCUUACUUGGCGUCGGUACUGAUGCCAGUGGCAUGUCAGUUGGGUCAAUGCCGUUCAUAGCGAGUCCAUGGCCAAUGAGCUCAGAUUGGUAUCAAAACCCUGACCUCGACAUUGGAACUUUUCUCUUCGCAGAUCCUGUCGAGUUUCCUAUCAACCUGGGUUAUGGGACUUAG
This is a messenger RNA of Fusarium proliferatum ET1, 1746 nucleotides long. RefSeq lists its product as uncharacterized. The coding region runs from base 1 to 1746 and encodes 581 amino acids. Gene Ontology annotation, biological process: regulation of DNA-templated transcription. Gene Ontology annotation, molecular function: zinc ion binding; DNA-binding transcription factor activity, RNA polymerase II-specific; transcription cis-regulatory region binding. The record is from RefSeq and is a predicted model, not a curated record. Lineage: Eukaryota; Fungi; Ascomycota; Sordariomycetes; Hypocreales; Nectriaceae. Gene Ontology annotation, cellular component: nucleus. The transcript is spliced from 5 exons.